Messenger RNA from Trichoderma harzianum CBS 226.95, 2429 nucleotides. RefSeq lists its product as hypothetical. Lineage: Eukaryota; Fungi; Ascomycota; Sordariomycetes; Hypocreales; Hypocreaceae. The record is from RefSeq and is a predicted model, not a curated record. The transcript has 2 exons. Gene Ontology annotation, molecular function: protein binding. Bases 114 to 2375 code for a protein of 753 amino acids.
AAUGCCUUUGCCUUUGCGAACAAUUCAUUCGCAAGCACAAAAGUGAAAUCUCAUCGCGUUAUUCAGGCGUUUAGCCCAAAUAGAGUGUCACCAUACAGAUAGAACAAGGGACAAUGAAAAGAAAAGCACGGUCGCAUCUACGCAAUAUUCGCAACAACCGGGUUCGCAACAACCGGUUUCGCAACAACAGGUUUCGCAACAACUGGCUUCGCAACAACCGGUUUCGCAAUAACAAUGUGGUCACACAGGGCGAUACGCAUAUUUACAUGUCAGAUCGACCAGCCCGAGCUGCGAUUCACGUCAUUGCAUAUCCACCAUACGAAGAUUUCAUCAAACGACCAGAUAUUGUUGAUAAACUUGACCAGCUCUUGCCACGAUCAUCAGGCUACCAUAGUGCCGCUCUUUGUGGGCUAGGCGGAACAGGAAAAACCCAGAUUGCGCUCGAUUAUAUAUACCGACAAUGUGGUACUCGCUCCGUCUUUUGGGUACACGCGGAUACAAAAGCAACAAUCAUAAAUGAUUAUAAAACAAUCGCGAAAAAGCUUGGCAUUAUGUAUGAACAGCUUGAUGACGAAGCUUUGCUCAUGGCAGUUUGCAGUCGCAUUGAAGAAGAGCCAGAGUGGCUCUUAGUCCUCGAUAAUGCUGAUGAUCUAUCAUUAUUUGGAGUAGGGCCAGCAUCUACUUCGUCAAAGAGUCUACCCAACUGUGUCCCUCGAGGCCCCAAGGGGGUCGUUCUGUGGACGAGUCGUGACAAGCGCAUUAUGGGGACAUUGGUCAGCCCUCUCAGAGUAAUUGAAGUAGGUGAUAUGUCACUCGAGGAAGCAAAGAAAUUGCUCGCGCUAGCAACGGCAACGAUACAAACCGAAGCAUCGAGUGAAGACACCAAGGACAUAGACAAAUUAUUGGAAAACCUUCAGUAUCACGCAUUAGCAAUUUCGCAAGCCGGUGCCUAUAUGCGAAGAACGUCGACACCAGUGAGAGAUUAUUUAGCUAUGCUCUCAAAGAAACAGAAACGACAGAAACUUUUAGAAAAAAGCGAGUUCGAUCGACAUCGGAAAUCUGGGGCGCCCAACAGUAUUCUAGACACAUGGAGCAUCUCAAUCAGGCGUAUUCAGCAAGAAAGCGAGCAGGCAUUCCACUUGUUUCAUAUUAUGGUAUACUUUGAUUGCCAGAGCAUUCCUGAAUCAUUGGUCGAAAUUGUCGGCAUACGUUGUCACUUAAAAGAUGACGAACUGAAGGAAGCUAUAACCCGACUUGGAGAAUUUUAUCUCAUCUAUCAACGAAAAGAUGAACAUGGGUGCGCGAUCUAUGAAAUACACAAACUUGUACAGGAGGCUGCACGAUAUGGGUUGCGUAGAAGGAAUCUAUUGGACAAGGGUUUGACAACAAUAAACGUCAGCGAUGUUCCGCGGGAAAGGGAAGAAGAUUCGGAAGACUCGGAAGAAACAUAUUUCGCAAUGUAUGCCUUGUUAAUUAUGGGAUUCCUUUCUGAAAAACUUCAGGAAACUGGACAAACCUGGGCUCUGGGCGAUGCUUAUCUGACACAUGUUCUUCAGAUAGUUGAAUGGAUGGAUAUCUUCGAAGAGAAGGUUAUCGUAUUGACCGACCUUUUGCUUGUUGCAGGUCUGCUGGGGCGCCUUCGCAGAUGGAAAGACAAAGAAUUGUUAGUUAAGAGGGGGUUAACAAUGACACGAAAGAUGCUUGGAGAGGAACAUCCGGAUACGAUGAAAUGCAUGCAUGCCCUUGCCAUAUCGUACCUCGGGCAAGCUUUCGGACUUCGAGAUACAGGGCCGCUUCAAUUUGACUUUGAUUCUUGGGGCAAAGGAGCUCAGGAACUGUGUGGUGAAGCUGAAAAGAUAGGAAAACAGUUAGUGAAGCUUGGACGAAAAAUCUCUGAGCCAACGGAUCGAGAAAAAAUCGCAAGCUUGAAGCUUAUGGCGGAUGUGUACUGCGGACAAGAAAAAUACAACAAGGCCAAAGUGUUUACAAGAAGAAUACUACGGCUUCAGUGGAAAGAACACGGAUUAAAGCAUCCAAGUACAUUAACUGCGAUGGAAGAUCUUGCUCGUGUCUUUUACUUCCAUGACACACCAGGUUUACGCAAAAGAGCUUUGCGUGUCAGGGAAAAAAUACUGGAAUUUCAGAAAGAGACAACUGGAGAGAAAACUCCGACUACCAUAUAUGCUAUGUAUAAUCUCGCGACUUCUUUGAAAAGGUGUGGAAGGCUUCGCGACGCUAUCACUCUGAUGAAUCAGUGCUGCAGGCUAUCGAAAGAGGUCUUUGUAAGGGGUCAUGAUAUGAUAUUUGAAUGCCGUUGGCUUGCAGCGUAUUGGAGAUUAGAGCUUUCUAAAGAUGAUAAAGAUGGUAUACAAUGAGCCGUACAUAAGCUGUACAAACUGGAUCAUAUGAGCCAAUUGACGGUUUUGUAG